Molecule: messenger RNA, 1490 nt
Organism: Aspergillus novofumigatus IBT 16806
Lineage: Eukaryota; Fungi; Ascomycota; Eurotiomycetes; Eurotiales; Aspergillaceae
Product: transaldolase family protein
Exons: 7
Coding region: 394-1380 (328 amino acids)
Biological process (GO): carbohydrate metabolic process; pentose-phosphate shunt, non-oxidative branch
Cellular component (GO): intracellular anatomical structure
Molecular function (GO): transaldolase activity
Source: RefSeq, a predicted model, not a curated record
GUCCAACAUUAUGUCAUUACGCCGGUUACUCAAGUUGGCUGGGGGUUCUUCAGCAAGCUGCGCGACUUUUUCUGUGGAGCAACCGAUGUUCGUAGGCCAGUCGGUUUAAAGCUUGCGCGACGAACCCCCUCGAUAGAUACAGGUUCGGACAUUAUUGAGGCGAUGUUCUUCGGUCAGAAGUCAUGCGCAAACUUGGAAGAUAGCUGAGUUGAUCGGAUAAGUUUCCUUUGUUCUUAGUUGUUGAGAGUUGUUUGCCAUGAGGGGAAGCUUAUUUCUAUAUAUAUUCAACAGACUUUCUCCCCAUUUCGGUUCCCCAGACCUGAAGGCAUCGUAAACUCUCAACGUCCUACUCUAGCCUAGCAUCCUUCUCUAUUUCCAUUGAACAUCAACAAGAUGGCUACGAUGCAAACAGGCUUAGACAUUCUCCGCAGGAGAACUAUCGUCGACUGCGACACUAUGGAUGAACAAGUUGCCAGAGACUUGGGUCCGUUCCAAGACUGUACUUCGAACCAGGCUAUUGCGUACGGCGAACUGUCGAAGCCAGAACACAUCGGAUUGAUCCGCAAUUCCAUCUCAGACGCCAAUGAUCUUUUGCCCAGAUUCACUGGCCUCACGCUGGAGGAGCUGGCAGUUGAGAUUGCGAUGGUUAGAUUAGCCUUGAAAAUAGCUCCUCAUAUUCGUGGACACGUUCAUGUCCAGACGAACCCUUACUACUCUUACUCCACUGAAAGCACAAUUGUGAACGCUUUGAGAAUUAUCCAGCUCUUCCAACACCUGCAACCAGGUUUUGAGCAAUCUCGUGUCUGCAUCAAAAUUCCGAGUACGUGGGAGGGCAUGAUGGCUUGCCGAGCUCUUGAGAUGGCCGGUGUGCGAACGCUAGCCACGACGCUCUUCACAAUGUCCCAGGCCAUCUUAGCGGCGGAGGUUGGGUGCACGUAUAUAGCCCCUUAUGUCAAUCAAUUGAAAGUCCACUUCGAACCAGGAUUCACGGACCCAAACAAGCUCUUGCCUCUCUGUGUUGCAAUCCAGAAGCAUUAUAAAUCCAUCAAUGCAAAAACAAAGGUCUUGCCAGCCAGCUUGACAUCCACAAACGAGAUAUAUGCCCUGGCAGGAGUUGAUCAUAUCACAAUCGCGCCAGACCUCCUGAAACAGCUUUCGCAACCCAGCUCUGCACCUCAAAUGGAGUCUCUCUUUGACUCUGAUGUUCCACCAGCAAUCUCUGUGGCACAACAGUCAUUUGUUAACGACGAAUCCGCUUACAGGAUUGCCUUCACCCGGGACUUGCAUGGAGCAAGUGAAGAGAAACUUACACAGGCAAUCAAUAUUUUCUGCGACAUGCAAGACAAACUUGUGCAGCUCAUGAGAUCAAACUUGGAUUAAAUAGGAAAGUAAAUUUAAGCUGCGCACGAACCAGACGUCGGCUAGGAGGCGGAGUAUAAGAAAGAUGGCAAACAUACAUUCAUACACAUAAGACAACGUAUGUACAGGAC